Molecule: messenger RNA, 2741 nt
Organism: Oncorhynchus nerka (sockeye salmon)
Lineage: Eukaryota; Metazoa; Chordata; Actinopteri; Salmoniformes; Salmonidae
Product: nodal homolog
Exons: 3
Coding region: 984-2246 (420 amino acids)
Cellular component (GO): extracellular region
Molecular function (GO): cytokine activity; growth factor activity
Source: RefSeq, a predicted model, not a curated record
AUAAGCUUUAUUUACCAAUGUCUUCAUUGUAAGGCAGUAUAAAUUGGUUCAGAUUCACAGUUGACCAAUUCAACAACAUGCAAAAUAUUGCUUUAGAAACGUGGACAUCGGUUUCGAGAACUAAUCUUGGAGGAUUUAAUAAUUCAACUAAAACUAAUGUAGGCCUCCGCCAAUUUCAAAAGAUAUACGUUUUCAGGCAGAUGUAUUAAAUUCCAAUCAGUUAAUAUUUUUCCCACGAUCAAUGGAUCCGAUACUUUGGAAAGCAUCAAUUGCAUGGCUUUUACUACCUAAUGUAAGUACGUCAAUAGGUUUCGAUUUCAUAAUAUUGAUAGGCAGAAAACCGAUAAAUAAUUGUUUUACUACUGUCAAGAAUCUUUGGUCAUGCGAGUUUUUCAUUAACAUUUUCAAUUGACUUUUGUUGAAUGUUUAAAAAAAAAGGCGGCCAGGAUGAUGCAGGGAACUUUAAUGAACUAUUCAAUAGUAAUGACUAUUUAAGAACAAGCAAUGGUAUACAUAACUGGUUAAUAAAAACGAUGUGUGUCUAUUAGUGGAAUCUUAAUCUCCACAUGGCUUGUCUAAUGAAAAUAGUUUGAAAUAUUUGAACUAAUAUUACUGUUUUUUUAAAGUGUGAAAUCAAAAGGGGUUCUAACAGCUAGGAUCAUCCAUCAACUAGGAGUAUAGUCCUACGACCUAAUGAAUGUAAAUGUCUGGAUAGUUUCGACAGACAAUGACCUUGGCUAAAUGCUGCCUUGUUGUCGUCCCUCUGAUGUGCACUGGGGAUCAAUCAGAGAGUUGUUAAGAUGGCUGGAGUCAAAGGGCAGCUGUCCACUAUAAAUGCCCUGUUUUCUUCUGUCUGGACUUCUGUCUGCUCACAGCAUCAUUUCAAACCAAGAUAAGCUAGAAGGAGGCUGACUAGUUGAUGCCAUCUUCUCUUUACUUUUCAACGUGACUUAACGCUACAGUGGAAACACCGCUUGUCAAAAAUGGAAUGCUUGGCAUGGCUCAUCAUUUGCGCGCUCCUCGUCUGCUUUUUCAGGCUUGGCAGUUCGGAGAAACUGUCGCACCAUUCCCGGUAUCACAAGAGCGCACCCGAGUCCAGUUUAGGAAAUCUAAAUUCGUACCAUCCCAGCAGGUACCCUCUCUACAUGAUGCAGCUGUACCGCUCCUUCAAGGCUGCAGACUCCUCACAGUCCACGGCUGUCAACACCGUCAGCGCAGCCGAUGCCAGCCACUUACUGCGGCAUUCUGACUCCGUCAUCAGUCUCAUAGCAAAAGGUUGCCAUCAAGUGGGUGAGAAAUGGACCGUCACUUUCGACAUGUCCUCCAUCUCUGCGACUGACGAUGUCCAGCUGUCAGAGCUUCGGGUCAGACUACCAGCUUUCUCCGCCUCCAAGCGCGUCACAUUGGACAUUUAUCACUCGCGAAAGCAGGACUGCGAGUCUGACACUGAAAUGUGCCGCGACGAGCGCCUUCUCUUGGGCAGCUUUGGCGCAUCGCCCAGUGACAACAAGUCUCCAUUGAACGUUUUCAAUGUAACAGCUCUGCUCAAAUAUUGGUUGCACCAGGGAGACGCAGUGACGGAGAGUCAAGAAGCAAGAGUUGGAGAUGUGAUGGAGGAAGAUCACGGGAGUGGGGUAGAUGGAGAGAUCGACAUGCCCUACAUUAAGCAUUUUACGCACAGGCGAAGGAAGGUUCACCAUCCGACAGCCGAACGGGUUAUGAUGGUUGUCUUCUCCAAGCACAACCUGCCUCGGGAUGGCGAGAGCGCACCCACUCUCAUCCGUACUGUGGAGCACUCCAAAUACGCAAUUUUGGACCAAGUCAGCGAUGAAGCUCAAGGGCGACGCCACAAGAGAAACCGAAUGGAGAGAGUGCGGAUGGCUGGCGGAAUUGCAGCGAAUGCUACUGGGUCACUGGCUGAAGCCGUCCAACGCCCACUAUGUCGGAAGGUGGACAUGUGGGUAGAUUUCGACCAGAUCGGCUGGAACGAGUGGAUUGUGUAUCCAAAGCGCUACAACGCGUUCCGUUGCGAGGGCGAGUGCCCUACUCCGGUGGAUGAAUCCUUCAGUCCCACCAACCAUGCAUACAUGAAGAGCCUGUUGAGACUGUUCCAUCCGGAUCGUGUGGGGUGUCCCUCCUGCGUGCCUACGCGCCUCAGCCCGCUGUCCAUGCUGUACUAUGGUGAUGAAGACCUGGUGUUACGGCAUCAUGAGGACAUGAUCGUGGAGGAGUGUGGCUGUCACUGAUACCCCAGCCAUGUCACCUCACCCUGUAACCAAAAAUACCACUUAUUUAAAACGCUUCACUUAGAAUGGCAUGUUGUGCAUCAUGAAAUGACUAUUAUUGAAGGUGUCCAUCUGAUUCAAUUUAUACUUCAGGCUGUUUGUGGUCUGUAACAUGGAAGAUCCAUUUCUUUGAUACUAUAUCUUAUACAGUCAUCAUAUCAGGUGUUCUUAUCUGAAACAGCAUUGCAUCUUAGAUGUGUCCUUAGAUUGAGCCAAUGUAUUUACUUUAUGAUAAAGAUGUACUGUUAUUUAUUUGAAUAUUUCAAGAAGAAAGACUUCACUUUUUGGGUCGUACUUUGGCUGUAUGCAUUUAUAUCGGCAGUUUUGGUAUUUAAGAAGUUUAUAAAGGAAUAUUCUGCCAAAAUGGUAUCUUGUUAUGAUUACUUUGUCACUCAUUUAUUAAAGAUAUUUUUGUACAUUGAAAAAAAUAUAUAUUAAAGCAUUUUAUUCUGUUAA